Molecule: messenger RNA, 2568 nt
Organism: Lolium rigidum
Lineage: Eukaryota; Viridiplantae; Streptophyta; Magnoliopsida; Poales; Poaceae
Product: phenylalanine ammonia-lyase-like
Exons: 1
Coding region: 150-2285 (711 amino acids)
Biological process (GO): L-phenylalanine catabolic process
Cellular component (GO): cytoplasm
Molecular function (GO): ammonia-lyase activity
Source: RefSeq, a predicted model, not a curated record
UCCUCUCCAACUCGAGCUCCUCUUCAGCACAAGUCCGUCCUCAAGACAACGAUCGAUCCAUCGACAUUUUCACAAGCAAUCCAGAUACGCAUACACACCUACCAGUGUCUAGCUAGCUUACUUGCUUUAGCAGUUCUUUGCAAGUCUCCAUGGAGUUUGAGAACAUUGCCGCCAACGGCGAUGGCCUGUGCGCGGCGCAGCCGGCGCGGAACGACCCUCUGAACUGGGGAAAAGCUGCUGAGGAGCUGUCGGGGAGCCAUCUUGAUGCCGUGAAGCGGAUGGUGGAGGAGUACCGCCGGCCGGUGGUGACCAUGGAGGGCGCCAGCCUGACUAUCGCCAUGGUCGCCGCGGUGGCUGCCAGCGCCGACACCAGGGUGGAGCUCAACGAGUCCGCCCGCGGACGCGUCAAGGAGAGCAGCGACUGGGUCAUGAACAGCAUGGCCAACGGCACCGACAGCUAUGGUGUCACCACCGGCUUCGGCGCCACCUCCCACCGGAGGACCAAGGAGGGCGGCGCUCUCCAGAGAGAACUCAUCAGGUUUCUUAACGCGGGAGCCUUUGGCACGGGCAGCGAUGGCCACGUCCUGCCCGCCGCGACCACAAGGGCGGCCAUGCUCGUCCGCGUCAACACACUACUCCAGGGCUACUCUGGCAUUCGUUUCGAAAUCCUCGAGACAGUCGCCACUCUUCUCAAUGCCAACGUGACACCGUGCCUGCCACUCCGGGGCACCAUCACGGCAUCCGGUGACCUCGUCCCACUAUCAUACAUCGCGGGCCUUGUGACUGGUCGCCCAAACUCCGUUGCGACCGCUCCAGAUGGAACCAAGGUUAACGCAGCAGAGGCGUUCAGAAUUGCCGGCAUCCAGCACGGUUUCUUUGAGCUCCAGCCCAAGGAAGGACUCGCCAUGGUCAACGGCACCGCGGUGGGCUCCGGACUGGCGUCCAUGGUGCUCUUCGAGGCUAACAUUCUUGGCGUCCUUGCCGAGGUUCUAUCGGCUGUGUUCUGUGAGGUCAUGAAUGGCAAGCCCGAGUAUACCGACCACCUCACCCACAAGCUGAAGCACCACCCUGGUCAGAUCGAGGCUGCAGCUAUCAUGGAGCAUAUUCUUGAAGGCAGCUCCUACAUGAUGCUCGCGAAGAAGCUCGGCGAGCUCGACCCGUUGAUGAAGCCAAAGCAAGAUAGGUAUGCCCUCCGGACAUCACCUCAAUGGCUUGGCCCUCAGAUUGAGGUUAUCCGUGCCGCCACCAAGUCGAUCGAGCGCGAGAUCAACUCUGUCAAUGACAACCCACUCAUCGACGUCUCUCGAGGCAAGGCUAUCCAUGGUGGCAACUUCCAGGGCACACCCAUCGGUGUGUCCAUGGAUAACACCAGGCUUGCCAUUGCUGCAAUCGGCAAGCUCAUGUUUGCCCAGUUCUCGGAGCUAGUGAACGAGUUCUACAACAACGGUUUGCCUUCCAAUCUCUCUGGUGGGCGCAACCCGAGCUUGGACUAUGGCUUCAAAGGUGCUGAGAUUGCCAUGGCCUCGUACUGCUCGGAGCUCCAGUUUUUGGGCAACCCUGUGACUAACCAUGUCCAGAGCGCGGAGCAGCACAACCAAGACGUCAACUCUCUCGGUCUCAUCUCUGCCAGGAAGACAUCAGAGGCCAUCGACAUUUUGAAGCUGAUGUCCUCGACAUUUCUGGUCGCGUUGUGCCAAGCUAUCGACCUUCGCCACCUCGAGGAGAAUGUCAAGAAUGCCGUCAAGAACUGUGUGAAGAUGGUGGCUAGGAAGACCCUGAGCACCAAUGAAAAUGGCCAUCUCCACAGCGCACGCUUUUGCGAGAAGGACAUGCUCCUGACGAUCGACCGCGAGGCGGUGUUCGCCUACGCAGACGACCCUUGCAGCGCUAACUACCCACUGAUGCAGAAGAUGCGUGCAGUUCUCGUGGAGCAUGCCUUGGCCAACGGUGAGGCCGAGCGGGAUGCGCAAACGUCAGUGUUCGCUAAGCUUGCCGCAUUCGAGCAGGAGCUCCGUGUGGUGCUUCCAAGGGAGGUCGAGUCAGCCCGGUCCGCCGUGGAGAAUGGCACCGCCACGCAACAGAACCGCAUCACCGAAUGCCGGUCAUACCCGCUCUAUCGGUUCGUGCGCAAGGAGCUCGGGACCGAGUACUUGACCGGAGAGAAAACAAGGUCUCCUGGUGAAGAGGUGGACAAGGUAUUUGUUGCCAUGAACCAGGGAAAACACAUCGACGCGCUGCUUGAGUGCCUCAAGGAGUGGAACGGUGAGCCCCUGCCACUCUGCUGAAGAAUGCUACUCUGCUGAAGAAUGAAUCAUGGAACUGAAGAAUAGAGUGCUCCAGAAUUCAGAAGGCUCCACAUGUGUUUAGUUAAUAAGUAUAAUACUGUUUUUUCAUUAUAGUAUGUUCUGAUGUUGAUGUCUGCGACGUACUUCUAGACCUGCCUUACGAGUUGCAAACAAUUGCAAUUGCAUGACUUGGUAGUGCUAGGGUAAAUGUUGUGUUGGCGGUGCCAGUUGUAUCUGCAUAGUUAUAAUUCCAUCAACUCUGAAUCUUCCAAUUUACUUCUAA